UUUUUUUUAUGAGAUGUGAAGGGGAAAAUAUAGGCAUCACGAAAAAAUUACUCCGUAUUACGCUACACAGUAGAAAAAGACACAGGCUGGUCAGGCCGCCGGGAGCAAAACCGGCGUCUCGGUUCUCUAUACAAUCAUCCUUUUACAGCCAAAAUCCGUCAGUAAGCUCCAAAUGCCUCCAAAGAGUGAGCCGUGCCGGAAUUUCAUCCGUGGAAGCUGUCGUUAUGGUGAUCGUUGCAAAUUUCUUCAUGCUUCCCAACAACAGUCAAAACCAAAUGUGUUUGGAUUCGGGAGCCAAAAUGGCACACAAUCUCAAAGGUCAAGUUUUCAGCAGCAGCAGAAUCCCAAUCCUUUUGGGUUUGGUGUUCAGAGUAACUAUCAGUCAAGAGGAGAAGCUGGUAUUGGAUUAAAAACCAAUCAGAACAAGCCAUUUGAAAAUAAGUGGACACGUUCAUCUGCCAAUGCUAGUACCCCCCCUACACGCCAACCGGACAAUCAGCAGACAGCACCUAAUCAUAUAUGCACAGAUCAAGAGUCGUGCAAGCGUCAAAUCAUUGAAGAUUUUCAAAACGAGAAGCCUCUUUGGAUCCUUACAAGCUAUGGUCACCUAAAAAGUGGACCCUGUGAUGUUGCGGGUGAUAUUAGCUACGAAGAGCUACGGUUAGCAGCAUAUGAAGAUGCAAGACGUGGCGCGAACUUACAAUCAAUUGUUGAGAGGGAGAGAGCUCUAAUUAGAUCCAAGCUAGCUGAAUUUGAGUGCUUAGUGCGUAAUAAUUAUCCAGCUCCGUCAAAUUCGACGUUUGGCUCUCAGAGUUCUUUAUUUGGAACAAGUCAAAAUGCUCCAACAAGUGCUCAUGGUCCUCCUUCUGCCUCAAGUUUUGGUCAGCUAGGUGCAGUAAGUCCUCCAUCUGCCUCAAGUUUUGGUCAGCUAGGUGCAUUAAGUCCUCCAUCUGCCUCGAGUUUUGGUCAGCUAGGUGCAUUAAGUCCUCCGUCUGCCUCAAGUUUUGGUCAGCUAGGUGCAUUAUUAAACUCAGGGCAAUCGGUUCCCCCAAAUAACACUCCACAGCAGUCAAAUCCCUUCCGUCAGAUGUCUUUCGGAAAUGCAGGCGCGUUUGGCAGUCAGUUUGGUGCUCCGUCAGUUCAUAGCCCCUUCACCUCUAGUUCAGCAACCUUAAACAAUGGCCUAACUAGUGGGCAAUCGUUUGGCAAUGCCGGCGUGAUAGAAUUUGCCAAAUAAGGAAGUGGGAAGAAGUGUGAAGUUAAUUUCGGGACUGCCCGAAAAGGAAAGUGUGAAGUUGUUUACGGGACGGAGGGAGUAUUAUGCAAGAAAGUUGUAGUUAUGAAACACCCACAUGAAAAAAGGAAGCAGAAGGUACUUGAUGAUCUAAAAGAUAGCAUUUGGGGUAAGGAAUGGAAGAUUGGAGAGAUCCCAGAAGAAGCCCCCCCCAGAUGAAUACGUAUUCUAGUGUUGCUUAUAUCAUAUUCCAUCCAUAAACUGCUUCUCAUUCACAUGUCUCCAUAGAAACAACAGGCUGGUUUACGAGAUUAUUCAUGGAAUUAUGGCUGCUGAACACGUAUUUUGGAGCAUGUAUUUUUCUUUCUUUCUUUGUAUGUACUAUGUAGCAUCGCUUUUUAAUUUCAUUUCUCACAUUAAAAGCGUUUCGAUAAGAAUGCUAGAACAGUUUCUUGGAUGUAAGUUUUGGAGUUUUGGUUUAGAAAAUUUAUAAGAAUUAUUAGCUUAACAACCGUCAUCACACUCACA
This is a messenger RNA of Cuscuta europaea, 1762 nucleotides long. The record is from the annotation of a GenBank genome assembly. NCBI's taxonomy places the organism in Eukaryota, Viridiplantae, Streptophyta, Magnoliopsida, Solanales, Convolvulaceae.